AUGGAACAUAAACAGUCCAGUGUUGAGCAAUAUGAGAAAUUUACAUGGAAGGUUGAAAACUUCUCUCGCUUGAAAAAUACGGUUUGCUCAGAGCCUUUUGUCCUGGGCGGCUAUCCAUGGAGGAUUAAACUGUUUCCAAAAGGGGACAAAGUAAAGAACGUCUUAUCUAUUUAUUUGGAGGUUAUGCAUACUGCCAAUAUGUCUGAGGGAUGGGACAGAGAUGUCAAAUUUAAACUACUUCUAAUCAAUCAACUCGAUACGAGCGAGAAGAUCUCAGAAGAAACUAGCCGUGAAUUCAGCGCACAUUACAAUGGCUGGGGAUUUAAGUCUUUCAUUAGGUUAACUGAGCUCCAUGAUCCUGCGAAGGGUUAUAUUGUGAAGGAUGCUUGUAUUUUUGGUGCUGAAGUAUUUGUUUCUGAAUCAACGAACGAGAAACCAGUAAAUUUUGAAAGUCAAACUGGUCACAUGGAAGUCCAAAUUCCAGAGCCAAAAAUCACAAAUCAGGAAACUCUUUCAACAGUUUCUAAUUUAGCUUGCAUUGAAACUUCUAAACCAGCUGACGCAGAGUUGGGGUAUGCUGCAAUGGGGAAAGUUAUAUAUUUCCUUAACACUAUAAAAGUGAAAGACCUGAACGAACAAGCAUGUAAAAAACUUCAAGUUUUAUGGGAUGAACUUGACAAAACAAAAUUUGAUCUUACUUGGCUAGAACCACAAGUUCAAUCUGCUUUAAGAAUUAGAAGUUAUGUGGAGAAAGCUCUGGAGGUUGAAAAAUUGAAAGGUAAUGUUGCAGUUCAAGAGCUGAAAAUAGAGACGCUAAAGGCAAAAUUGGCUGCUGCGGAGAUAAAUCUUGAGAUAGAAAGAGACUUGUUGAAAGCUGGAGGUAUCAAAGAAAGAGAUUUGAAUUCUGAAUUGAGUAUUGGAAGUUGGAAGUCAUAG
This is a messenger RNA of Vicia faba (fava bean), 936 nucleotides long. NCBI's taxonomy places the organism in Eukaryota, Viridiplantae, Streptophyta, Magnoliopsida, Fabales, Fabaceae. The record is from the annotation of a GenBank genome assembly.